CUGACCAUCCACUCGUCUGUUCGUUCCCUAGCUGGCUUCGUGCGAGACCCGUGAACAUCGUUGUAAGGAUCGCUGGCGCGCCGAGCAACGCGAUCUGUGUCCCGUAAGUAUUUGUGCACUUGCCCGCCCCUCUGCACUCGCUCGCCCGUCUCCAUGCUCGCUCGCCCGUCUCUGCCAGUGCGCUCCGCCGCCCGUCGACCCGACUACAGAGAGCAGAGACGAUGCUGAAGAUCGGCGAGCGGGCUUACCCUGUGGAUCCCUCACGCGACCCGCGAAGACAGAGACGCUGCAGCAAAAUAGCCGCGCCGCGGCCGCUCAACGUCGGGCAAGACGACGAUCCGCUCGCCCAGCAGAUGGUUGCGCUCAAAAAGGAGGAGGCAGCACACGGCGGCAGAGUCAGUACCAGCCACAGGGCGCGUAUCCGACUUCCAGCCCAUCGCCAACGAGACGGGACGCCACGGCGAACAAGCUGUCGCCGCCGCCAGACGGAUCGAGCCGGAGUGGUCGCAGGAACUCGGUCGACUACCGUCGCUCCGCGGAGAUCGUCGCCGGCGCGCCGCCAGCUUUCGACUGGCGUUCGACGUCGCCAAACCCGUACCCGAAGCACAUGCUCCCGCCGUUAAAUGUAGGUCCAUCGGAAUUUGCCCGUGGAGGAGAUUCUGCACGACUACGAGCAGUCAUUCCCAGGGCAGGUCCGAACCCCAGCCAGAGCCAGAUACUACAGUCGACGAGGUUUAUGAGCGGCCAG
Fomitopsis serialis is the source of this 748-nucleotide messenger RNA. RefSeq lists its product as uncharacterized. The coding region runs from base 222 to 623 and encodes 133 amino acids. The transcript is spliced from 2 exons. NCBI's taxonomy places the organism in Eukaryota, Fungi, Basidiomycota, Agaricomycetes, Polyporales, Fomitopsidaceae. The record is from RefSeq and is a predicted model, not a curated record.